ACCGAGGAGAGGUCCUGACUGCAACACACGUGUGGUUGUUAUAAUCUUCUACCUAUGGCGGGCUCGUUUUCUCAGCAGCUCGAGGAUUUGUUGAAUCCUUUGCCUAAAUUUGCGGAUCCAGAGGAUGAUGGUGACGAAGCGACCAAAGCCAGAGUCAUCGACACAUUCAGCGAGGACGACGGAGAAGAAGAGGUCGGCCUCAGUGCUCUGCGGAAGCGACACACGUCCCUGCUCUCAGACACAGACAGGCGAUACGCGGGGAAAGCAGUUUCUCGUAAACAGCUGCUGAUGGAUAUUGAUGGAUCUGGUGAGGAUGAUGAUGAGGAGGAGGAGGAGGAGGACGGCAGCAUAGAAGGGCUGGAGGAAGAUGAAGGAGAGGACUCUGUGGGGGAUGAAGAGGCAGAUGAUGAUGAGGAGGAGUUAGAGAGCAGUGAUACACGACUCGAUGCUGGAGUCGCAAAGACAAAGGGGUCUGAUGUGACCUUUCCUCAGGGAGUGGACUUCCACACUCUGACAGAUGGCAUGGAUGACUUGGGAGUGAGUGAAGAGGAUGAUGAUAGUGGCGACGAGACUGAAGGCAGCGAUGAAGGUGAAGGCUCUGAUGAUGAUGAUGAGAUGGAUGACGAUGAUGAAGGCGGCGAGGAUGAGGGAACCGUCCGCACAUUCUCGAAAGAGAAAGUAGACGAGGAGGUGGAGAAAGGGAAAGCUGUGAAGAACCAGCUGGCUCUGUGGGACCAGCUGCUCGAGGGACGCAUCAAACUCCAGAAAGCUCUGGUGACAGCCAACCAGCUGCCACAGCCACAGACUUUCCCAGAGUUCAAGAGGAGGGGUGGAGCUGAGUUUGCGGGGGCGCUGAAGAACACCCACAAAGCUUUAAAGGCUCUUCAGAGGUCCCUGCUGGAGCUGCACGACCAGCUGCUGUACCAGAAUGCAGACACGAGGACCAUCGCUCUGGGGAAGACAGGAGCUCAGAGUGAGGGUGAGGAGAUCAACAGUGAUGAGAACGAGGAUGAAGAGCGGUCAGCGUGGGCGGGUGGAGCGCCUAAACGGAAACUGGAGAUGGCAGAGUACCCAGACUUCAUGGCCAAACGCUUUGCUGCUUUCCAGCCUUACUGCAACGCCACGCUGCAGAGGUGGCACGACAGGACUCGGCUGAGCAUGGGUAAGAGCAGCAGAGGCUUCGGGGCGUUUGAGAGGAACAUACUGACGCAGGUGGAGCAGGUGCUGAUGGACAAAGAGAGGCUGGUGCGGCGCACGCAGACCCGCCGCUCAGAAUACAGAGUCCUGGGGAAAAAAGAGGUCUCAGCUGUCCCCUCUGAGACUGUCCCCACAGAGGGCGAGGAGGCACAGCAGCAGCUGAAAGCAAACACACAUCUCAAAGACGUGGAUGAGGACAUAUUUGAUGAUGACGAUUUCUACCACCAGCUACUGAGAGAGCUCAUUGAGCGCAAGACGAGUGCAGCGGAUCCCAACGACCAGGUGGCUAUGGGCAGGCAGUGGCUGGCCAUCCAGAAACUACGCAGCAAGAUCAAGAAGAAGGUCGAUACCAAAGCCAGCAAGGGACGCAAGGUCAGAUUCCACAUCCACAGUAAGCUGGUCAAUUUCAUGGCUCCUGUUGACCACAGCUCAGUGAGCGACGAGGCCCGCAGUGAACUGUACCGUGGUCUCUUCGGUCAAAACUCCUCCGUCAGGGAGUGACGUGAAACAGGUCCUCACGUGGAGCAGGUGCUGAAUGCCAGGAUGUAAACAAAGCAGUUUGGAGCAGAGACUGGGCCUGCUCUGCAUCAGACUGGGACAGGUCCUUCGUUCUGGUUUAACUGGAAUAAAAUGGACUCAGGGCACAUUCAGUUUUUAAUUGAUAGGUUUAUACUGAGGAACAUUUUCAGUGUGUGUUGUUGCAUAGCGGCCAGUUUGUGUGUAACAUGUACGUAACGCACAGUGAGUGUUCAGUGGACUAGAAGGAAAACAAUAAAUGUGUACUCUGCUGUCACUGGGUCUCAUAUGAAGUGUUUUAAAUAGUGAAGCAUCCAAACAAACAGCACAUGUUGUGUCCCAAGUCUAUACAACACACUGUGUGCAGUAUGCUAACGCUUAUACUGCUAAUACACUAAAAACUAACGGUAAAACAACACAAUCCUUCUGCUGUUCACAGAGAAACUGUAAAAUACUGAGUUAUUCUUUUACUUUGUGAGAUGCUCCUCCUCCUCCUCCUCCUCCUGCGGCUGCAGAGUUCCACCAUCAUUCCAGCUGUGAGCAUUUCAGCAUUGCAUCCUGGGAGAAAAGAGUCCAUGGACAGCUCAUUAAAAAGGAUUUCUUAGUCUGCACACUGCAUGUUAGUUUUUAUUUUUUUCACUUUUCUAUUGUGAACACACAACAAACAGAAACACUGCAGAGACUCAGGCUGCAGACACUACAUGCAGUUCAGGGCCACAGUCAGAACCGAGGAGCCAUCAGCCUGUCAGACCGGAUACUAAAACUGUCGAAGGUCAAAACUUUCUUGAUACUGGGAUUUUCAUGUUUAGUUGCUGGGAUAACAGUUAAAUGAUGUUUUUCCUGAAAUCUUUUUAUUCCCAACAUAAAUAUCUGAAUGUUUCACACAAGCACAGGAUAUAAAACAAUGAAUGAUGGGUCUUUCAAAACUGUACAAAUUCAAAGUCUCUUAAAAAGAAAUGAGAAUGUGCAGAUAAAUAAAGAGUACACAUUCUG
Toxotes jaculatrix (banded archerfish) is the source of this 2706-nucleotide messenger RNA. RefSeq names its product apoptosis antagonizing transcription factor (gene aatf). Bases 55 to 1698 code for a protein of 547 amino acids. The transcript has a single exon. Lineage: Eukaryota; Metazoa; Chordata; Actinopteri; Toxotidae. The record is from RefSeq and is a predicted model, not a curated record. Gene Ontology annotation, cellular component: nucleus; nucleolus. Gene Ontology annotation, biological process: regulation of transcription by RNA polymerase II.